AUACACGAGCACCUCGCAAACAAUCCAACAAGCAAUCUCUGCCUGCUCUCGCCGGAAAGUCAGCUAAGAUGGCCGCAGCUGCAUCCCACGACGUUGACUUGGGAGACCUCGUGAGCUUCGGCCGCACGCUCCUCCACCAUGGACUAGUCAUCGCCGAUGCCGACCACGACUCUGCGGACGUCGACACCUUCAAGCUCCUCCUCGCCGAUAACACCGUCGUGUACAAGAACGCCGGUGACCUCAGGGUGGUUGACAGGAGCCACCUGCGCCCCGGCCAGGUGGUCGGCUCGGCGUCCGACGAUGACGGCCAGCUCGGCGUCGUCACCGGCAUCACCACUGUGCUGGACCUUGCCAAGCACGACGCGGUGACACAUGUCAUCACGGGCGUGUCCCCGUCUACCCUCCGCCGUGUAAGGAGAUUCAACCUCGGCGACUUCGUCGUGUCGGGGCCGUGGCUCGGCCAGGUCGUCGAGGUGUCCAUCGACGUGGAUGUGUUGUUCGAUGAUGGAGCGGUCUGUAGGGUCAGCAACGCAGACUCCAAGAAGCUACAACUAGUGGACGACACCGGUGCCGGCAGCAACACCAUGUAUCGCCAUCAAAUGAACUCUCUCUUCAACCCCGGGGAGCACGUCACUGCACCAGACCCGUGCUCCGCCUUCAAGGCGGCCCGCUGGCUUAAUGGCUCCUCGAAUCCUGACCAUCAUAUAGGCACUGUCAGCAAGGUGGAGACGUCCGGCGUCCUUGUCUACUGGAUUGCAUCUAUGCAUCAUGGCACGGACAAGGGGCUCGUCGAGGCAUCUGCCCCUUCCGCCUACCAGAACCCGGACGAUCUUACUUUCUUCUGCGCCGCGUCCAAUUGUAGGUGGGGGGUAGCUGACCGCUGCUUUUUCCGCAAGGACAAUGCAACCGAUGAUGAAUGUGAAGCACCAACUGCUCGAGCAAAGGUGGAGAUUCCCAUGGUCAUCACCAACACCCGUACCUCCGUGGACGUGCUGUGGCAGGACGGCACACGGCAACAUGGCAUAAGUUCAACGACUGUCAUCCCCUUUCAGGUAGUGGAUGAAGACUUAUUCCCAGGGGAUCACGUCGUCGGUGUUCUUCCUAUUGAUGCUAGUGUGAACAAUUACGUUUUUGCUGAUGGAACUGAAUUCGAAAGGCCCGUGGGCGUCAUCAGGAGCCUGCACUACGGAGACCGGACGGCUUGUGUGUCAUGGUUCAACGAGGCUAGGGAGGUCGAGUGCGACGAUACUGUGACUAUGUACGCGCUCAAAAAAGACUCUUCUUACCUAUCUGCUGACUAUGGAGAUAUUGUCAUUCGCCUUCUGCCGUCAGGAUCAACCAGCGGUGAAAUCGCGCCGUUGCCACAAGGCAACAAGAAAAAGAGUACCGUUGCCGCAGAUAUUUCAUGGGUGGGGCAUGUUGUUGACCUUCUCAAUGAUGGACAUGUCCAAGUCAAGUGGGGCGAUGGUAGCAUGUCAAUGGUAUUGCCCCAUGAGAUUGUUGUCGUCGAGGAGGAACACUAUUCAGAUCUGUUGGAUGAAAUGGACAACUGGGUAGUGGUCGACAACAUCGUUGAUGCACCUGAAGAACUGGCUAUGGCUAACACGGACCAUGAUCUAGGGAAUCCAACAGAUGAUAGUGGUGUCGAAGGUGACAACCUGGCAAUGAAGAGGACAAGCCUUUUGGGUCUUGCAACCCAGUCUUUGCUCCAAAUGACCGACGGCGUGGUGGCUCGGUGUAAGGGAUACAUGCCAUUGUCGUCAUCAACAAGCUCGGAGUUACCUGUGCCCACAUACGAUGAACGCACUAGUGGUGAUACAUCGGAGACCAUCGAUGCUGCCAUGACAAGGAACAUUGUGGAUGUGAACGGCCACGAUUUGGCCGAGGAGGGGACGAAGGCUGACAACUAGCCCUCUGGAUCAUGAUUAGCUUGACACCACAGACUAAAUAAUUACAGUUUUGUUAGAAAAUGAUGAAGAAUCAAAUUUUGUGAUUUUAGGCAGAUAUAAGGUGGUGGAGAUUGAAACUAGCCCCUCAAGUUAUAAAGGUUGAUUUAAUA
Molecule: messenger RNA, 2059 nt
Organism: Triticum aestivum (bread wheat)
Lineage: Eukaryota; Viridiplantae; Streptophyta; Magnoliopsida; Poales; Poaceae
Product: probable ubiquitin-conjugating enzyme E2 23
Exons: 3
Coding region: 69-1910 (613 amino acids)
Molecular function (GO): ubiquitin conjugating enzyme activity
Source: RefSeq, a predicted model, not a curated record